Molecule: messenger RNA, 1365 nt
Organism: Vigna radiata var. radiata (mung bean)
Lineage: Eukaryota; Viridiplantae; Streptophyta; Magnoliopsida; Fabales; Fabaceae
Exons: 4
Coding region: 49-1356 (435 amino acids)
Source: RefSeq, a predicted model, not a curated record
UUUAGGGUCAGUCAUCAAUUGGUACCCUUUAGUGUUUUGGAUGUUUUCAUGACGACCGGUUUAGACAUAGGUGGCUUAGAAGUUCCAUUUGAUGAAUGUAUAGUUGGUUUGGUAGGACAAAUGUUUAAUUCAAAUAGCACAACUUUAUUAGAUGUGGUUGAGAAGUUUAAUGUGAUUGUAUUGGACGACAACAUUGAGGUUGAUGUUGUGUGUAGGCUGUAUAUAUUUGUUUGUUUGGUUGUUUUUUUCUUUCCUAGGAAGUCGAAGGUUAUUGCUAACAUGCCUUCAAAAGUGUUAGACGACAUAGAUAGUUUAUGUUUAUACGAUUGGGCGAGUGGUGUUCAUAAAUACCUUGUAGAUAACUUGAAUAAAUGUAUGAAAAAGAUAAUGUCCGGAAAGAUCGCCAGCGCAGUCGGUCUUAGUGGGAAUGUGGCUGUUUUGCAGGCUUGGGCUGUUGAGAGGCUUUCUUUGGACGGUAAUCCAAGUCAUAGGAGGUUUCCUCGCAUGUUGCGUUGGUUCUCCUAUAAAACAAGAUAUUAUGAAAAAAUUGAAGAAUUGUUUAUGACUGGAGAUGUUAACUUGGAGUGGUAUAUUCGGCUUCGUGAUCGUCAAAUGCCUGAAAUUAUUGCGGCUUUUGAUAUGUUUGAAGGAGGAACAGAUUUAGGAACACAACCGAAANGAGCGAGACCUGACGAGUUAGAUGACGAUACCUCGGAUGACGGGACGUUUGAAGCAAAUUUGGAUGAGAGAUUGAAGAAAAAUACUAAAGAAUUGAUAGCCUUGAAUUCAAGGCUUGCUUCUUUGACGAAGGAGUUAUUUGAAAUACGUCAAAGGCAAAAUUUUAAGGAAGAUGUUUGUAAUGAAGAAUUUGUUGGUGGAUGUGAUGAAGAAGCAGUGGGUGGAGUUCCUGAAGAAGUCUUUGAUGAAGAAGUUGUUGGUGGAGGUGAUGAAGAACGAAUGGGUGGAGUUGCCGAAGAAGUCUUAAAUGAAGAAGGGGUUGUUGGAGGUAAUGAUGAAGUUUUUGGUGGCAGAUUGCAAGGAGACCUCACAUCUGCCUUCGAUGAAGAAGUUGUACGGGAUGUAGGAGGUGGAAAUCAUGUUCUUGACCUUAUUGAAAUUAAUGAUGAUAGAGAAGCGGAGGCACCAAAAGCAUUGGUUGUCGCCCCUCUACGCAGUAUUGUUGGUGAUCCUAGGUCUACCAUCAAUAUUGACCAACUGUACGUCGCUGUCAGCGUUAGAGAUAGAGCGUAUAGGAUCGUCUGUGAGAUAAUUGGGCAGACACUGAGCACAACAUCUAUUAAUACCUUAGGUCCUUAUAAAUACGUUGAUAACAUGGUAAGUAUUUUUUUGGAUUAGUUGAUUUAU